AUGUCACAUGUUAUAGACCUCCCAAAUAUGCCCUCCCCGAGCAGUAAGUCAGCAGCAGUCCCCCAUUCUUCCGCUGUCUCACGGCCUAAAGAAAUGGCAUCUUCAGUGGUGAUAUUAUUCAUACUGCUUGUGCUGCUCUGUUUUUCCCACGCCGCGCAAAAUUUUCAGGAAGUGUCCGUUUGUCCGAGAAAUGCAGACACCUGGAAACUUGAAUCUGACAAGAAGAAUUGUAAGGGGGAUACCCCAGACUAUCUUUGUGCAGCGAUAGAGAACAAUGUUGGAAAAUACGGUGAAAUAUGUACAAAAUACGGAUUGUCCCCAGCCGGAAAAUGUGCUGUGUUAAACAAUCAGACACAUUAUUUAGACUCUGUAGACUGUAAAGCAGCAUCAGUAUGUCCAGCAGUUCCUUACAAUCCUUCAGAGUUGUGGAAGUAUCCCAUAUGUUAUGCAGAUUUUUAUGGAACGACACGUGCUCCACCCACCAUUACCACAGUCCAAUCAGCUGCUCCUACAUCGUCAGGGUGGUUCUGGAACUCCUGUAGUCAAUAUGCUGACCAUGCUUCAGGGAGCUGUUGUCAUCAGACUUCUUUCAUAUAA
This is a messenger RNA of Saccostrea echinata, 597 nucleotides long. RefSeq lists its product as uncharacterized. Lineage: Eukaryota; Metazoa; Mollusca; Bivalvia; Ostreida; Ostreidae. The transcript is spliced from 6 exons. The coding region runs from base 1 to 597 and encodes 198 amino acids. The record is from RefSeq and is a predicted model, not a curated record.